This is a messenger RNA of Zingiber officinale, 1876 nucleotides long. RefSeq names its product aspartyl protease family protein 1-like. The transcript has 10 exons. Gene Ontology annotation, molecular function: aspartic-type endopeptidase activity. The record is from RefSeq and is a predicted model, not a curated record. Bases 15 to 1625 code for a protein of 536 amino acids. Gene Ontology annotation, biological process: proteolysis. Lineage: Eukaryota; Viridiplantae; Streptophyta; Magnoliopsida; Zingiberales; Zingiberaceae.
CAAUCUCCACAGCCAUGGGUUCCUCAUCCUCGGCAGCCGCCCUCUUUCUCCUCCUUUUCGUAUCCUUCUCGACCGAUGCGUCCGGGCUCGGCUUCGAGUUCCACCAUCGGUUCUCCGACCGCGUGCGCGAGUGGGCGGAGGCGAACGCCAUGCAGGGCGUCUGGUGGCCCGAGAAGGGCACCGUCGAGUACUACUCCGCCCUCUCCGACCACGACCGAGCCCUCCGUGGCCGCUCCCUAGCCUCCGCCAACGGCGGCUCCGCGCUCACCUUCGUCGACGGUAACGCUACCUACAGACUCAGCUCUCUGGGAUUCUUACAUUACGCCAUCGUUGCGCUAGGAACGCCGAACGUGACCUUUCUAGUCGCUCUGGACACCGGGAGCAAUCUAUUCUGGGUGCCCUGUAACUGCCGGCAGUGUUCCUCGUUCAGGAACCUCGAGUUUGAUACAUAUAGUCCUGGCAAUUCGACAACGAGCCAGAAGGUCUUCUGUAACGACACUUUGUGUGAUCGCCACAAUGCAUGCACUUCUAGAACAAAUAGUUGCCCGUAUCAAGUUAACUAUUUGUCUGAGAAUACUUCAUCUUCUGGGGUUUUAGUAGAGGAUAUUUUAUAUCUGACAACAGAGGGUCCAAGCCCUCGAGUUGUUAAAGCACCGAUUGUGUUCGGAUGUGGCGAUAAUCAGACUGGUUUAUUUCUAGAUGGUGGAGCUCCGAAUGGUCUUUUCGGCCUUGGUUUGGGGAAGGUAUCCGUUCCUAGCAUUUUAGCGAGUAGGGGAUUCACUUCAGAUUCCUUUUCCAUGUGUUUUGGAUAUGAUGAAAUUGGGAGAAUCAAUUUUGGAGACAAAGGUAGCUCAGAUCAACAAGAAACUCCUUUGGUUAUGAACAGAACACUCCCGAUAUACAUGAUCAACAUAACUGGAAUUUCAGUAGGGAAUACUUCAAUAAACUUAGGAUUUCCUGCAAUUGUUGACUCGGGUACCUCCUUCACAGCCUUGUCUGAUCCAAUGUACACAUCGAUCGCUCAGAGUUUCAAUGCUCAAGUGAAGGAAAGACGACUCAACGUUAGUUCAAAUUUAACUUUCGAAUAUUGUUACGCGCUGAGCCCGACGCAAACUUCAAUUUUGCUACCUGACAUAAAUUUCACAACAAACGGGGGAAGCAUCUUUCCUGUACACGAUCCAAUCGUUGUGCUUCAAUCAAAGAGGUCAUUGGUCGGCUACUGCCUGGCUAUUGUGAAAAUCGAUCAGAUCAAUAUCUUUGGACAAAAUUUCCUGACUGGCCUUCAAGUUGUCUUCGAUCGAGAGAGGCACAUCUUGGGCUGGAAGAACAGUGAUUGCUACAACGCAGACAACACUAGCACUUCUCCUGCUCCUGCUCCUGCUCCUGCUCCUGCUCCUGCGCCUGCAGCUGUUCAAGAUCCUGUUCCUUCGCCUCCACAUGCAGCUGUUCAAGUUCCUGCUCCUGUUCCCGCUUCCUCCCCGAGUGAUUUCACUCGACAGAGUAUGAACCCAAUACAGGAUGGUUCUCCAGUACCUGCAAGAAGUCCUAGCGGCGCAUCGCGCUUGAAGGCCAUGUCAAGCCUCUGCUUGGCGAUUCUAAUGCUCUCUUUGGCUUUCAUUUGGUGAUCCUAUUCCUUCUUAGGAAACAGUAAACUCUUAGCUCCAUUCAACCUUUUAUCAGACACGUAGUAUACACAGGAAGCUUGAUCAUUAUAUAUAUACACACACAUUGUGGAAUGAUUGUGUGUUGUUCAAUAACGAGAUAUAAAAUUUUACUAGAAACAAAAGUGGAGAGACCAAUAUGACUUGUUCUGUGUGUAUUCAUGUAAGUGAAAUAAAAAUUUGAUUGUUAUGGUUGCGUAUCACUGUAUAUUGUA